CAUUUCCUUAAAAAAUGCCGAGGGAGGCAAACAUGAACAGCAAAGCCUCUGUCUCUAAGGAGCUUAAUGCCAGGCACACCAAGAUAUUAGAGGGCCUUCUUAAGCUGCAGGAGAACAGAGAAUGCGCUGACUGUCAUAGCAAGGCACCGCGAUGGGCAAGUGUGAACCUUGGAAUAUUUAUAUGCAUGCAAUGUUCAGGAACUCAUCGGGGUCUUGGGGUGCAUAUUUCACAGGUACGGUCUACCACACUGGAUACAUGGUUGCCAGAGCAGGUUGCUUUCAUGCAAUCCGUGGGUAACAGGAGAUCCAAUAGUUUCUGGGAAGCAGAACUGCCUCCAAAUUUUGACAGAAGUGGGAUUGACAGAUUUAUCCAUGCUAAGUAUGGGGAGAAAAGAUGGGUUUCAAGAAAUUCAAAGAAACCAACUCAAGUUUUAAGUCGAAUUAACUAUAAUAACAACAUGUUGAUAGAAGGUGCAGCCAGUAGGGUUGUUCCGAGGCAAACACGGCCACAGUCUCUUGACGAAGAGAGUUUUACCAGGAUCACAGCACAACUUUCUCCUCCAAUUACAAGACCUCGUUGGGCUUCGUUGGACAUGAAGAGCAAUCCAAUUGCUUUUCCUACACCAAAUGGACUAACUGAGAGCAUAAAGAGGACCGAUGGUCCUACAGAUCUCUACAGCUUGCUUUAUGUCGAUGAUACGCAGCAAAAUACCUCUUCCAUGGCACCUCCUUCGAGCUGGGCAACUUUUGAUUGAAACGAUGUGCUGUUCAAGCAGAUGGAGCUACUUCACAGCUGGUCACGUCGGACCAUGGCAUCGAUUACCAACUAGCCAUUAAAGUAUAGAUCACAAGUUUAUGGACUGAAGUGAACAGUUUAUAUGUCAUCAACAAGGUUUGCUCUCUCAUAUUUUGCCAAAUUUGGCACACCCAUUUUGCUCUAGGAGGUGCCAUAAGAUUCAAAGAACAUUCUCUGUCAAGGGCAGUGGUUUCUUAUCUCUGUAUGUAGAAAAAUCAUUUCCUAGAUAAACAUCACUUAUCUGCUUGUGGCUUUGCAAACGUUUGACAUCCUUUUCUGUAUGCCAUACAGUAUGAAAGCAAGGGAUAGUGUAUCAUUUCUUGUAAAUUGUGAUAUUCAGUUAAAGUCGU
Messenger RNA from Populus euphratica (Euphrates poplar), 1146 nucleotides. It is a transcript of the gene AGD15, whose product is annotated as ARF-GAP domain 15. The record is from RefSeq and is a predicted model, not a curated record. The coding region runs from base 15 to 755 and encodes 246 amino acids. The transcript has 8 exons. Gene Ontology annotation, molecular function: GTPase activator activity. NCBI's taxonomy places the organism in Eukaryota, Viridiplantae, Streptophyta, Magnoliopsida, Malpighiales, Salicaceae.